AUGACUUCGUGUUAUUGGGAGUCCUUUAACAAUCUUUCCGGGAAAGUUGUCAUGAAUGCUUCGUAUUUCAGUUUUUCCACAAGCAGUUUGCUCUGUUGUGCCAGGCGAUGCAAGUCUCAAAGAAAAUGUCUAUCCAUCAAUUAUGACACUAUAGAGAGAGAUUGCAUUCUUAACUUCAAAAGUCAUGUGUCUUCUAAUACUCAGCUGGAUACAAGCAGUCAUAUACGAUCUUACGACAUUAGCAUUUGGAGUGAUGAGGUUUUAUUUAUGGGAGGAUGUAGUAACCACAGCUGUAGGUAUGAUCUGAUCUGUAACGAAGGAGGAAGCGACCAGAAAAUGCCCUAUACGUGUGUACAGGACACACAAUGUCAGUGGAAUGAUGGUUGUACAGCCUGCCUCCAGGGCAGUGGACAAACGAUUCAAGCAAAUACGCCUAACUAUGUUGCAGUAGGCUGCUACCAUGCGCCAAACACUAACACUGGAUUUAACAACUAUGUUAACCUCAGAUCACAGAUUAACUGGCAUGACAUCGGGGCUACAAUCAGAGCGUGUGCUUUAGAGGCUAAAAACAGAAUGCUAUUAUAUUUUGGCAUUGAGUUCUAUGGGGAGUGUUAUAUGAGAAAUGAUACACUUGAGGCAUCAUACAGACUAGUUUCUGCGAGCAAGUGUACAGAGAGGUGUGUAUUGGGAGUUGGUGCUCAACAUACUCUUUUCGUUUAUCAGUUACAGUAA
Messenger RNA from Saccostrea echinata, 732 nucleotides. RefSeq lists its product as uncharacterized. The record is from RefSeq and is a predicted model, not a curated record. The transcript has 4 exons. Bases 1 to 732 code for a protein of 243 amino acids. NCBI's taxonomy places the organism in Eukaryota, Metazoa, Mollusca, Bivalvia, Ostreida, Ostreidae.